This is a messenger RNA of Gamsiella multidivaricata, 970 nucleotides long. Its product is annotated as ubiquitin-conjugating enzyme/RWD-like protein. The record is from RefSeq and is a predicted model, not a curated record. The transcript is spliced from 3 exons. The coding region runs from base 108 to 593 and encodes 161 amino acids. NCBI's taxonomy places the organism in Eukaryota, Fungi, Mortierellomycota, Mortierellomycetes, Mortierellales, Mortierellaceae.
UUGCUGCAUCCACUUGUUUCCCGUUCCUCCCUCCCCUCCCCACACUUGCCUCUUCCUUGCUCCCAUCAUUCGUUUUACCCACCCAUUCCUCCAUUUUUUUUGUCAUAAUGUCAUCUGCAGUCCACCGCCGGAUGCUUAAAGAAUACCUCGCCAUCCAGAAGAACUCUGCGACACGACCACAUCUCGAGCUACUGGAACCACUUCAAGAGGACAACCUGCUCCAUUGGCAAGCCAUUCUUUUGGGAACAACUGAUUCCGCCUAUGAAGGAGGUCGGUUCAAACUCGACAUCGUCAUCCCUACGAGCUACCCGAUCCAACCACCGACGAUACGUUUUCUAACGAGGAUUUGCCAUCCGAAUGUACACUUUAAGACUGGCGAAAUUUGUCUGGAUAUCCUCAAGUCAGAAUGGACGCCAUCAUGGACACUCGAAUCCAUCUGUGUCGCCAUCAGCUCGCUCCUCACAAACCCAGAACCAAGUAGUCCUCUCAACUGCGAUGCAGCAAAUUUGUUGCGAUGCGGUGAUAUGGCUGGAUAUAACUCACUUGUUAGAAUGUACACAGAACUCUAUGCCAUGGACGAGGAAGAACAGUAGCAGUGGAAGAGACAAUCCCAGGCGGGCAAGACUGACUGACAUGCCGGGCAAGCAAGAGAGGCAUUCAUGGUUCUUGAAAAUACGCCGCAGGAACAGGCGCGAUCAAACCAGAACUCUGACAAGGAGAGAGGCGCUUUGAAUCAUCAAACACCGUGGAAUACUUCACCUCGGUCUUUUAAGCCCACUGUUGUUUGCCAUCGCAGAAACAAAAAAGGACGAGAUCUUGCAGUAAGGGCAUCAUAUCACUCAACCAAAACCAUCACACACUUGUAUACUAUCUGUCGACGGCUCUUUUUCCAAAGCGCAGACUUCAACCAUUCCACAUAGAAUCAAUGCUAUCUUCGCGUUCAAUAAUAAUAAUCAUCUCGUAUUCCUCG